Messenger RNA from Recurvomyces mirabilis, 528 nucleotides. RefSeq lists its product as uncharacterized. Lineage: Eukaryota; Fungi; Ascomycota; Dothideomycetes; Mycosphaerellales; Teratosphaeriaceae. The record is from RefSeq and is a predicted model, not a curated record. The transcript has a single exon. The annotation marks the transcript as partial.
GCCGGGAUUACAGAUGAAGCCGCUAUCACCAACGAUGAACAGCCAUCACAACCUCCUUCCCCUAGGCUUGAAUCUACCGUUUCAGACCAACUCUCUAAAGAGCACAAAGAGAUCGCCGCAGGUCCCAUGCGGAACGAGCUCAAGCGUCUCGACAGGAGGACAGACCCAGACAGUCAAUACUACUACGUCGAGACAGUCUCGAGAACCAUCGACGAGUCGCAGCAAGCCAAUUGGUGGGACAAUUUCGCAUUCUGCCUGAUCCGCGAAUAUGACUACUCGAACUUCUACGUUCAGAGGACGUAUCUCCAAAUCAAUUCGCAACAUAUCAAGGACCUUCUGAAAGACACCAUCGGCGAAUAUCCGGGUAUCUCGUUCCACACAAAGGAAAUCAGUGUCGACGCUCCCUAUCACAAACUCUUCCACUAUCGCCAAGCCCUUCGGACAGCCAGCGAAGCCUGCGAAGUCGACUCCGAGGCCGCGGCUCAUACCAAGCUCUUGCUCGGAUGGAUCGACUCCGAAUUCAAGGAC